This is a messenger RNA of Peronospora belbahrii, 810 nucleotides long. The record is from the annotation of a GenBank genome assembly. Lineage: Eukaryota; Oomycota; Peronosporomycetes; Peronosporales; Peronosporaceae.
AUGGAGUCCAUCAUUGCGACCUACGGAUCGUCAUCCGAGGCAUCAGACGCUGCUUCAUCACCCUCAUCGCAUAGUGAAACAGACGAUGUUGUAGCACACGAGUCUGCUAGUGGUGUUACUACACGGUCUGACUCAAAGCACAAGCGCUCGGAUGAAUUGCAAUGGAUACGAGCGUUUCCUCACGUGGAUGGCAAUUGGCCAAGCCACGUACGAAUUAACAUUCCAGUUAGUCAGGAGCUGCGUGAGAUGGCAAGCAGAGUAAUUGAACGUGUGCAGAAAGUUGCUAGUAAAUCGGUGUCAUUGGUGGCGUUUGAAGAGCUUGGCCUUCGCAAGUGUCUAGCUCCAGACAAAAACAGUUACCUGCAUUUGAGUCUCUCGCGACCGUUUAUCCUCAAGUAUGACCAGAUCAAUAUAUUUGUUGAUUCGCUUCGUGCUGCGCUCAAGUGGCGACAAUGUUUUAGUGUUACCCUUGGCCAUGCACUUGUGCUAGUGAAUGACGAUAAGACGCGCUCGUUCCUAGCGCUUCGUGUUGUUAAAGGACAAGAUGAAUUUGUAAAAGUGCUGCGCUGCGUGGAUCAAUGCCUUGGACGCUUUAAACAACCCACAUAUUACAAGCAUCCUAUUCCGCAUGUUAGUAUCGCAUCUUCAAUGGGCAAAGAGCUAGCGAAACUAACAUCGGACCAAUGUGAUAGCCUCCUAACCCACCGACCAGAACGGCAGCGUAUCACAACGCCAUGUUCUUUUACGACGAGUGUAGCAGCAGUUCACGUCACCAUAGGCAACAAGCACUAUGACAUUCCGCUCCGUUGA